CAAAGGGUGUUCAACGUUCUUUUUCGCUUUCGUGUGUAUUAUCUUUACAUUUAAAGAUGUCUGGACGAGGAAAAGGUGGAAAAAUUAAGGGAAAGGCGAAGUCCCGUUCUAAUAGAGCAGGCUUACAAUUUCCUGUUGGUAGAAUCCAUAGACUGCUUCGUAAAGGCAACUACGCAGAACGCGUUGGUGCUGGCGCGCCAGUUUACUUGGCAGCUGUUAUGGAAUACCUGGCCGCUGAAGUCUUGGAGUUGGCUGGUAAUGCAGCUCGAGACAACAAGAAGACAAGAAUUAUUCCACGACAUUUACAACUUGCCAUCAGGAAUGACGAAGAAUUGAAUAAACUCUUAUCUGGGGUUACCAUAGCCCAAGGUGGUGUUUUACCAAAUAUCCAAGCAGUUCUACUACCAAAGAAAACCGAAAAAAAAGCAUAAACUUGCUUCUCAUCCAUUUCAAAACAAUAAAACGGUCCUUUUUAGGACCACCAAUUUUUAUUACUAAGA
Molecule: messenger RNA, 500 nt
Organism: Eufriesea mexicana
Lineage: Eukaryota; Metazoa; Arthropoda; Insecta; Hymenoptera; Apidae
Product: histone H2A
Exons: 1
Coding region: 57-431 (124 amino acids)
Cellular component (GO): nucleosome
Molecular function (GO): DNA binding; protein heterodimerization activity; structural constituent of chromatin
Source: RefSeq, a predicted model, not a curated record